AUGAAUUCUUACAAUAAAAUCCUCGAGGAAACAAGAAGCAUGGUUUCUGGCUACAUGUCAGGUCUUGAUCCAUCUCAUGACAUGUACCAUGUUGAUAGAGUCACUACUUUGGCUCGUUGUAUCGCAGCCGAUUUAGCUAAGGAUGUCACUGUAUCUAUCGAUUUAGAAUUGGUCGAGUUGGCUGCACUUUGUCAUGAUGUGGGUGAUCGCAAGUAUUAUCAAGGAAAGGAAACUGGCGGUCAAUUGAUCAAGACAUUUCUGUCUGAUCUUGGUUAUGCAAAAGCAGAUCUUGUUGCCAAUAUUGUAGACCAUGUUGGCUUCAGUAAAGAACUUGGCUGGGACGACGAAAAAGACGAUGCUGCAGAGGUGGAAUGGAGGAAUACCUGUUUAGAGCUGCACGCGGUCCAAGAUGCUGAUAAGCUGGAUGCCAUUGGCGCUUUUGGCGUCUUGCGCUGUGCAGCUUUUAGUGGGGCUAAAAACAGACCAUUGUAUGUACCAGACCAAAAGGCCAUUGAGAACAUCUCGCAGAAAGAUUACCUUGAUGAAUCCAACAAGAAUAAUUCGGCCAUCACUCAUUUUCAUGAGAAACUGUUUAGACUUAAAUCCAUGAUGAGAACUCCCAAAGGAAAAUCCUUGGCAAUAGAACGUGAUAGAUUCAUGCAAACUUUUGUGGAUCAGAUUAAUCGUGAAUUUAGUGUCAUCUAG
Mucor velutinosus is the source of this 705-nucleotide messenger RNA. RefSeq names its product PseudoU_synth_2 domain-containing protein. The record is from RefSeq and is a predicted model, not a curated record. NCBI's taxonomy places the organism in Eukaryota, Fungi, Mucoromycota, Mucoromycetes, Mucorales, Mucoraceae. Bases 1 to 705 code for a protein of 234 amino acids. The transcript has 4 exons.